This is a messenger RNA of Trichogramma pretiosum, 12279 nucleotides long. RefSeq names its product dynein heavy chain 7, axonemal. Lineage: Eukaryota; Metazoa; Arthropoda; Insecta; Hymenoptera; Trichogrammatidae. Gene Ontology annotation, biological process: microtubule-based movement. Bases 1 to 11964 code for a protein of 3987 amino acids. The record is from RefSeq and is a predicted model, not a curated record. The transcript is spliced from 35 exons. Gene Ontology annotation, molecular function: ATP binding; dynein intermediate chain binding; minus-end-directed microtubule motor activity. Gene Ontology annotation, cellular component: dynein complex.
AUGUGCGAGCCAACGAAGCGAUCCAAGGAAUCUCGUCACGGGCCGGCAUACGGUCGGGAUGGAUUCUGCGGAUCGAGCAUCAGCUCGCUCACGACGAAUCCGACCGUAUCGUCGUCGUCGUUGGUCGAUUGCGACCCGGACAUCGUGGAGCCAGCUGCGUCGUCCGUCUCGCGAAGCUGCCUCAAGACCUACGAAUUUCCAUUCCCGCCGAGGACUUGUUCGGCUCCACCGAACAGCAACAAACGCCGCAAACUCCACGACUCCGCGGGCGAGUACACUCGGGUGCGCCUGAGAAAGGAGGAGUUCCGCAAGAAGAUCGUCGACGUUGUCAUGAAGCAGCAGCAGCGACAUUGCGGCGACGGCGACGGCGACGACGACGACGAGGAAGAAAACGACGCCAAGCUGAUGUCGCAGUUUCGCUACUACAUCAGCAGCGGCCUGGACACUCUGAACGUCGCGCCCAUCGACGCCGAGGUGCUCGCUUCGAUUCUCGCCCUCGUCCCGGCUAAGCACAAGACAGCCCAUCGGGCCGAGUUUCUCAAGAAGCUCGUCAACGAGGUCAAGGACGACUUCAUCUGGACCAUCAAGAAGUCCAUUGUCGAGUUCGCGCUGCAGGAUCGUCGAAAGGACGACGACGACUACGAUCACUCAAUUCGACAAUCCACGGUGAUAGACUCGCUCGUCGACUCGAGGACUUUCAAUUUGCGCAAACGCAAAAUCAGAGACAAUCUCAAUCUAAUCAAUCCGUGUAUGAAAAUGUCCUGGAAUCAUUGGGGAAAGAGAUUUCGUGAUUUUUCGUUAAUCGACUUGAACGAGAUUAAAGAGCAUCCCGGCUGCUGGGAUUUAAUGGAAUUUCAAAGUUUCAUCGACAAGCAGGUUCAAAGUGCCGUGAGAUACUUGAAGGUCCAGUGGUUCGGCGGGAUACAGGAGAUAUUUCUCGUGAACAACAAAAAAAAUCUCGUACCGAGUCCAGUGGAUACGAGAAAUUUUCACAGGUUCUUCAGCUGCAUCGCCAAGCUCAUGGAAUCUCAACUGUUGGCCAUUUACAAGAACAGUCAAAAAAAUUUCAUGUCUUACAUUUUGGAUGUCAAGGAUACGUGCAACACAUACAGACUCGACGUAAACAUCAAGUCGAGAGAAAUCGCGUUCAAUCCGCCGAUGCACAAUUUCAAAAGUAUCCUUGGCAGUGCACUCGACUCGAUGAGCGACGCCGUUAUGGUGUUCGAUCAACUCGAAACUCAACUGUAUUUAGAUUGGUCCGGGCCAAAAACGUUGCUCAAGCCGAGUGUUUCGAGAGACGUGAUCGACAAUUUUAAGCAACAAAUCGUUCAAGUCAUCGAUGAGCAAAGAGUCGAACCGGAAAGUAUAAUCGAGAAGCUUCAAGUGUUCAAGAAAUAUUUCGACGAUUCGGAGAUGCUGAAAGUCAAAGAUUUCAUAUCGGACAAGGAGAAGACUUUCGAGGAGUAUCGAGAGCUCAUAUGCUACCUGAGCGAUCUGGAGAAUCAAAUUAUUUUGGAAAACGACGCGACCGUCUGGACGACGCUGUUCGAGAUAAACCAGAAAGAUUUUCUCAAGCUCGCCGCCGACAAUGUGUCGUCUUUCAAGAACAUGUUAUUGGAUGAGCUGAUAUCGCGCUACAAAAUUCUGGUAAAAAGCGUCGAGCAAGAGUACGCCAAGAUCAACGAGCGCGCCGAAAGUUUUCCACCGAGUACGUCCGCGCUGAUGGAAAUGAUCGAGUACAUGAAAACCGUGGAGGACAGCCUCUUGAAGAAGUUGAAGCUGAAAUUGCGCGAGAUCAUUCACAACAUACUGUUUCUGUCGGAUUUUCAUCUGCUUACCGAUCAGGAGAUACUGGAAAAUAACGCGGUCUUCCGAUGGCACCACAGAAUGCCCCAAAUUUUGGACAACAACAAGAUACUGGUCGAGAAUAAAACUCGCGAAUUUCAAGAGGCUCUGAAGAUGCGAUAUCAGAAAUUCGCCGAGGAAUUGGAGACCUACUCGAAAUUGGUCGAGGAGUACCAGUACCUGGGCGACAUCGAGGAGGUGUUUCGCUACCAGAAGAAGGGCCAGGUGCUGGAGAACAAACUGAUGCACGCCAUGGAGAAGAUCGACAAGUUCAACGAGGAGGAGAACGCCUUCGGCUGGGAGGUCACUCAGUAUCCUCUGCGGAAGGAGGUGGCGGACCGAUUGGCGCCCUACAAGAAGCUCUACGACGUCACCUGCGACUAUCUCACCAAGUACGACAAGUGGAUGACGGCCAUGGUGGGCACCUAUCAUCCGGAGGACAUCGAGAUGGACGUAUCGAGCGCUUUCAGGACGAUAUUCAAGCUGGAGAAAUCGUUUCACGAGCCCGAGCCGAAGAGGCUCGCCGAGGCGGCCCGCGAGCGCAUCGAGCUGCUCAAGGAGCGCAUGUCGGUGGUCAUGACGCUCGGCAAUCCGGGCCUGAAGGAGCGCCACUGGGCGCGCAUAUCGGCCAUCGUCGAGCGCCAGAUCAAGCUCGACGAGAAUCUCACUCUGAAGCGGAUACUGGACAUGCAGCUGGACGGCUACAUCGAGCAGUUCGAGACGAUCGCCGAGGCCGCGACCAAGGAGAACAAUCUCGAGAAGACCAUGCAGAAGAUGGAGAGAGACUGGGUCGACCUGAACUUCGUGAUAAAUCCGUACAAGGAUUCGGGCACCUACGUCGUGGCGGCCAUCGACGACAUUCAGUUGAUUCUCGACGAUCACAUAAUGAAGACGAUGACGAUGAAAAAUUCGCCCUACAUACAGCCGUUCGAGGAGCAAAUUUUACGUUGGGAGAGGAAAUUACACCUGCUGCAGAAUAUUCUAGACCAGUGGCUAUCCGUGCAAGGCACCUGGAUGUAUCUCGAGCCGAUAUUCUCGUCGCCCGACAUACAGCAACAGAUGCCCGAGGAGGGCAAAAAGUUCUCCGUCGUCGACAAGACCUGGCGCGACAUCAUGCGCACCGUCCAGAUCGAUCCGCGCGUCAUGCGCGUCAUCGAGAUCGACAAGAUCCUCGACAGGCUCAAAAAAAACGUCGCCCUGCUCGAGCUCAUACAGAAGGGCCUCAACGAUUAUCUGGAGAAGAAGCGACUGAUCUUUCCGCGAUUCUUCUUUCUGUCGAACGACGAGCUGCUGGAGAUACUGUCGGAGACGAGGGACCCGACUCGCGUCCAGCCCCAUCUGAAGAAGUGCUUCGAGGGCAUCGCCUAUCUGACCUUCGACGACGAUCUCAACGUGCUGGAGAUACAGUCGGCCGAGGGCGAGGUGGUCGGUCUGUGCGACGUGAUCUCGACCUCGGCCGCUCGGGGCCAGGUCGAGAAGUGGCUCGUCGAGCUCGAGGCCGACAUGCGCAAGAGCGUGCGCGAUCAGGUCGCGCGAGCGAUCGAGGCCUAUCGCAGCAAGCCCCGCACCCAGUGGGUGCUGGAGUGGCCCGGCCAGACGGUGCUCUGCGUCGGCCAGCUCUACUGGACGCAGCAGAUCGAGCGCGCGAUGGCCGACGCGGGCCUGGACGGCCUGAAGAUGUACUGGAGGCAGUGCCAGCAGGAGCUGAACGACAUCAUUCUGCUCGUGAGGGGCAAGUUGUCGAAGCAAAAUCGUGUCACUUUGGAGGCAUUGGUGACGAUCGAUGUCCACGGCAAAGAUGUGUUGAAGGGUUUGUGUGACGAGGCUGUAUCGGUCAAUACCGACUUCAAGUGGCUUUGUCAUCUUAGAUAUUACUGGCAGGAAAACAACAUGAUCACCUACAUGAUCAACAGUCACCUGGCCUACGGCUACGAGUACCUCGGCAACACGUCGCGCCUCGUGAUCACGCCGCUCACCGAUCGCUGCUACCGCACCCUCUUCGGCGCGCUCAGUCUGCAUCUGGGCGGCGCGCCCGAGGGCCCGGCCGGCACCGGCAAGACCGAGACCACCAAGGACCUGGCCAAGGCCGUGGCCAAGCAGUGCGUCGUGUUCAACUGCUCCGACGGCAUGGACUAUCUGGCCCUCGGCAAAUUCUUCAAGGGUCUGGCCUCGUGCGGCGCCUGGUCCUGCUUCGACGAGUUCAAUCGCAUCGAUCUCGAGGUCCUUUCGGUCGUCGCCCAGCAGAUACUCACCAUUCAGCGCGGCAUCAAUUCGGCCUCGGACACGCUGCUGUUCGAGGGCACAGAGAUCAGCCUCGACCCGACCUGCGCCGUGUUCAUCACCAUGAAUCCGGGCUACGCCGGUCGCUCCGAGCUGCCCGACAAUCUCAAGGCGCUGUUUCGCUCGGUCGCGAUGAUGGUGCCCGAUUACGCCCUCAUAUCCGAGAACACCCUCUACUCGUACGGCUUCUACAACGGCCGGCCUCUGGCCGUGAAGAUCGUCACCGCCUACAAGCUGUGCUCGGAGCAGCUCAGCAGCCAGUGCCACUACGAUUACGGCAUGCGCGCCGUCAAGUCCGUCCUCAUCGCCGCGGGCAAUCUCAAGCUCAAGUAUCCGGACGAGUCCGAGGACAUACUGCUGUUGCGCAGCAUCAAGGACGUGAAUCUGCCCAAGUUCCUGAGCCAGGAUCUGCCGCUGUUCCAGGGCAUCGUGUCGGAUCUGUUCCCGGGCGUGAAGCUACCCGAGCCCGACUACACUCACCUCAACGCUUGCGUGCGCGAGGCCUGCGUCCGAGCCAAUCUCCAGUGCACCGACUUCUUUCUCUUCAAGAUCCAGCAGAUCUUCGAGAUGAUGAUCGUGCGCCACGGCUUCAUGAUCGUCGGUCUGCCAUUCGGGGGCAAGACCUGCGCCUAUCGCGUGCUGGCCGAGGCGCUCGGCCUGCUGGAGGAGCGCGGUCUGAUGGACGAGCACCGGGUCGAGAUCACCGUGAUCAAUCCAAAGUCCAUCACGAUGGGCCAGCUGUACGGCCAGUUCGAUCCGGCGUCGCACGAGUGGCGCGACGGCGUGCUGGCGGUCAAGUAUCGCGAGUUCGCCACGUCGACCAACAAGAAUCGCAAGUGGCUGAUCUUCGACGGGCCGGUGGACGCGAUCUGGAUCGAGAACAUGAACACGGUGCUGGACGACAACAAGAAGCUCUGCCUGAUGUCGGGCGAGAUCAUACAGUUGGCGCCCACCACCAGCAUGAUAUUCGAGCCGAUGGAUCUCGAAGUAGCGUCGCCAGCCACUGUCUCUCGCUGUGGCAUGAUCUACAUGGAGCCGGUUUCCUUGGGCUGGGAGCCUCUGCUGCUCUCGUGGAUGAACACGUUGCCGAAAUCAUUCGGCGAGCAUAGAAAAACACAGCUGAGGGACAUGUUCUUGCGAUUCUGUCCGGUGCUGCUGUACUUCAUCAGACGUUGCGGAGUCAAAGAAAUGAUUACCAUGCCGGACGCCAAUCUCGUCAAAUCCGUGAUGCACCUCUACGAUUGUUUCUGCGACGAUUUCACGGACGAGGCGUACGUGGAGAAGAUAUCGGAUCUCGAGAUGAGGGCCCAGAUCGAGGGCUGCUUCUUCUUCUCGUGCAUCUGGGCCCUCGGCAGCACGAUCCUGCCCUCGUAUCGCGAGAAAUUCAGCCUACUGUUUCGCGGCCUGAUGGAGCGCGAGUUCCCGAUCGAGGUGCACGCGCAGUUCGGCCUGCCGAGCGAGGUGCCGCCGCUGCGCAAGCCCUACGUCACGCUGCUGCCUGGCGAGGGCCUCGUGCACGACUAUCGCUACGUGAAGGAGGGCAAGGGCCACUGGGAGCCCUGGGCCGCGGAGCUGCUCAACGACGCGCCGAUACCGCGCGACCUGCCCGUCAAUCAGAUCAUCGUGCCGACCGUGGAGACGGUGCGCUAUCUGCAUCUCAUCAAGAUGCUCGUGCUGCACCAGAAGCCGGUGCUGCUGGUCGGGCCGACGGGCACCGGCAAGUCCGCCUACAUCAGCGAGUUUUUGCUGAAGAAGAACGACCCGAAGGUCUACAAGCCGCUGUUCGUCACGUUCUCGGCGCAGACGACGGCCAACCAGACGCAGGACAUCAUUAUGAGCAAGCUGGACAAGCGGAGGAAGGGCCUGUACGGUGCUCCGCCAGGCAUGCACUGGGUGAUAUUCAUCGACGACGUGUCGAUACCGCAGAAGGAGGAGUACGGCGCGCAGCCGCCGAUCGAGCUGCUGCGCCAGUGGCUGGACCACGCGAUGUGGUACGACAGGCGCGACAUCGCCACGAUCCGCCUCGUGGACAUGCAGCCGAUCUGCGCGAUGCUGCCGCCGAGCAGCGGCAAGGACAUGACGCCGCGCUUCAAGCGCCACUUCUUCACCAUGAGUAUCGCCGAGUUCGAGGAUCCCGUGAUGAUGACGAUCUUCAGCAAGAUACUGGCCUGGCACUUCGACGCCAAGGACUUCAAGCCCGAGUUCCUGGAUUACGUGGAGCCGCUGGUGCUCGCCACCCUCGACAUCUACAAGGAGACGCUGAAAUUUUUGCUGCCCACCCCGGCCAAGUCGCACUAUCUGUUCAACUUGCGCGACUUCUCCAGGGUCGUGCAGGGUAUACUGCUGUCGCGGCCCGAGGCAACGGUCGACUGGCACGCCCUGAAAAGACUGUGGGUGCACGAGAUACUUCGCGUUUACGGCGAUCGAUUGGUCGACGAGGCCGACACCACUUGGCUGGUCGAGCUGAUAAGGCAGGUACUCAGGAAACAAAUGGACGAAAAUAUGAACAAGCUGUUCGCGGAUUUCGUCGACGAGUCCGAAGCCAGGGUGAGCGAAGUCGAGCUGAGAAAUUUGAUCUACUGCAACUUUCAAGAUCCCUUCGCGGAAAAGAUGUACAUGGAGGUGCCGAACCUGGACGAGUUGGCGCUGGUGGUCGAUCAAUAUCUGCUCGAGUACAAUUCUAUUUCGAAAAAACCGAUGAAUCUUGUUUUAUUCAGAUUCGCCAUAGAGCAUCUGUCGAAGCUGUGCCGGAUAAUGAUGCAGCCGAGCAGUCACGCGCUCCUCGUGGGCGUGGGUGGCUCGGGCCGCCAGUCGCUGACCCGGCUCGCCGCGCACAUAUCCGACUACGACAUCUUCCAGGUGGAGAUCUCCAAGGUGUACGGCGUCAACGACUGGCACGACGAUCUCAAGGACAUCCUGCGCAAGACUGCCCAGGCCGAGCUGCACACCGUCUUUCUGUUCACCGACAUACAGAUCAAGGAGGAGUCCUUCCUCGAGGACAUCAGCAACAUGCUGAACUCGGGCGAGGUGCCAAAUCUGUUUCUGGCCGACGAGAAGGCCGACAUCUGCGAGAAGAUGCGCCAGAUCGAUCGGCAGCGCGACAAGUCCGUGCAGACGGACGGCAGUCCCGUGUCCCUCUUCAAUCUCUUCGUGCAGACCGUGAAGGAGCAGCUGCACAUCGUCGUGGCGAUGUCGCCCAUCGGCGAGAACUUUCGCGUGCGCAUACGCAAGUUCCCGGCGCUGGUCAAUUGCUGCACCAUCGACUGGCUGCAGCCCUGGCCCGAGGACGCCCUCCAGGCCGUGGCGACCAAGUUCCUCGGCGACAUCGAGCUCAAGGACAUGGAGCGCCAGGCCUGCAUCGAGAUGUGCCAGAGCUUUCACACCUCCACCCAGGACCUGUCCAAAGAGUUCCUGCUGCGCGCCAAGCGCUACAAUUACGUCACGCCCACGUCCUAUCUCGAGCUCAUCAGCACCUUCGACAAGAUACUGGCGCGUAAGCGCAAGGAGGUGCUGGACGGCAAGAGGCGCUACGUGGCCGGCCUCGAGUCCCUCAAUCAGGCCAACGUGCAGGUGGCCAAGAUGCAGGACACGCUCAGGGCCCUGCAGCCGAAGCUCAUCGAGGCCACCAAGGACGUGGAAAAGGUGCUGUCGAUCAUCGAGACGGAAACCGCCGAGGCGGCCGAAAUCGAGCGCGGCGUCAAGGAAGAGGAGGAAGCAGCUAUGGCAGUGGCGGAUGCCGCGCAAGCCAUUCAAGCUGAAUGCGACGCUGAUUUGAAGGAAGUUUUGCCAAUUCUGAAUGCUGCAAACGACGCGUUAAAUACCCUGACUCCUCAAGACAUACAGAUCGUCAAGACGAUGAAGAAUCCGCCGGCUGGGGUGAAGCUCGUCAUGGAAGCUAUUUGCAUAUUGAAAGACGUGAAACCCGAUCGCGUGCCCGGCGAGGCGGGCCGCAUGGUCGACGACUUCUGGAAGCCGUCGCUGCGCAUCCUCGGCGACAUCAAGUUCCUCGACAGUCUGCUGACCUUCGACAAGGACAACAUACCCGAGCGCAUCAUCAACAAGAUACGCACGACCAUCCUGACGAAUCCCAACUUCGACCCGGACAAGAUACGCAACGCGUCGACGGCCUGCGAGGGCCUGUGCAAGUGGGCCAUCGCCAUCUGCGAGUACGACACGGUGGCCAAGGUGGUGGCCCCGAAGAAGAUCGCCCUGUCGCAGGCCAAGGCCCGAUACGAGUACGCCAUCGCCGGGGUCGAGGUGAAGCGGGCCAAGCUGCGCGAGGUGCAGGCCAAGGUGGCCAAGCUCGAGGAGCUGCUGGCCCAGCGCAAGAACGACUAUCAGAUGAUGAACGACGAGGUGGCCCUCUGCCAGCAGAAGCUGCAGCGCGCCGAGGAGCUGAUCGGCGGCCUGGGCGGCGAGUACACGCGCUGGUCGGAGAUCGCCCGGGAGCUCGGCGAGCGCUACUACAAGCUGACCGGCGACGUGCUCGUGAGCGCCGGCGUCGUGGCCUACCUCGGCGUGUUCACCGCCUCGUAUCGCCAGAAGCAGGUCGACGGCUGGAUCGUGGCCUGCAAUCAGCUCGAUCUCGAGUGCACGCCCGAAUUUCAGCUCACCCAGAUCCUCGGCGAUCCGGUGGCGAUCAGGUCCUGGACGAUCUUCGGCCUGCCCACGGAUCUGUUCUCCAUCGACAACGCCAUCAUGGUGGUGAACUCGAGGCGCUGGCCGCUCAUGAUCGAUCCGCAGGGCCAGGCCAACAAGUGGAUCAAGAACAUGGAGAAGUCGGCCAACAUCAGCGUCAUCCGGCUGAGCCAGUCGGACUACAUGAGGAUCCUGGAGAACUCCAUACAGUUCGGCCAGCCGGUGCUGCUGGAGAACGUGGGCGAGGAGCUCGACGCCGCCCUCGAGCCGCUGCUGCUCAAGCAGACCUUCAAGUCCGGCGGGGCUUACUGCAUCAAGCUCGGCGACACGACCGUCGAGUACAACGAGAAAUUCCGGUUUUACAUCACGACCAAAUUGCGAAAUCCGCAUUAUUUGCCCGAGGUCGCCGUCAAAGUGACUCUAUUGAAUUUUAUGAUCACGCCGUCGGGCUUAGAGGAUCAGCUGCUCGGUAUCGUCGUUGCCAAGGAGAGGCCGGAUUUGGAGUCUGAAAAGAAUCAACUCAUCGUGCAGGGAGCCGAGAACAAAAAAAUGCUGAAAGAAAUCGAAGACAAGAUAUUGGAGGUGCUCUCGGAGUCGGACGAAAACAUAUUGGAAGACCAAACUGCCAUAAGUGUAUUAAGCUCGUCCAAGACCCUCUCGAACGAGAUCCAAGCGAAGCAGGCCGCGGCGGAAAUUACGGAGAAGACCAUCGACGAGACCAGAUCGGAGUACACAUCGAUCGCCAGCUAUAGCACCGUGCUCUUCUUCACGAUUGCCGCGCUGGCCAACAUCGACCCGAUGUACCAGUACUCGCUGGCCUGGUUCGUGAAUCUGUUCAAGAGCACGAUCGACAACACGCCGCCCGUGAACAAGAUCGAGCAGCGCCUCGACGACCUGCGCAAGUCCUUCACGUACUCGCUCUACGUCAACAUCUGCCGCUCGCUCUUCGAGAAGGACAAGCUCCUCUUCUCCCUCGUACUGCUGGUCAAUCUGCUCGGCAAGGAGGGCAAGAUGUCCAGCGCCCAGUGGAUGUUCUUCCUCACGGGCGGCGUCGGCCUCGAGAAUCCCCAUCCCAAUCCGGCCCAGUGGCUGCCCGUCAAGUCCUGGGACGAGAUCUGCCGCCUCAACGACGUUCCCGGCUUCGAGGGUAUACGCAAAGCCUUCGUGACGAACAUCGACGUCUGGAAGGAGAUCUUCGAUCACCGCGAGCCCCACACCGUGGAGCUACCGCCGCCCUACGACAGGCUCACGCGCUUCGAGAAGCUGCUGCCGCUGCGCUGCCUGCGCUACGACAAAGUCGUGCCCGCGGUUCAGAACUUUAUCGAGGCCGAGAUGGGCAAGCAGUACGUGGAGCCGCCUCCGUUCGAUCUCACCUCGUCGUACGGCGACUCGUUCAGCUGCAUACCGCUGAUCUUCGUGCUGACGCCGGGCGCCGAUCCCACGGCGAUUCUGCUCAAGUUCGCCGACGAUCAGGGCUUCGGCGGGCCCCGGCUGAACUCGCUGUCGCUGGGCCAGGGCCAGGGGCCCAUCGCCGAGAGCCUCAUCGACGAGGCCGUGAAGACAGGAACCUGGGUCGUGCUGCAGAACUGCCAUCUGGCCAAGAGCUGGAUGGGUACGCUGGAGAAGAUAUGCGAGAGCUUCACCCCCGAAUCGGUCCAUCCGGACUUCCGAUUGUGGCUGACGAGCUAUCCGUCGGAGCACUUUCCCGUCAGCGUGCUGCAGAACGGCGUGAAAAUGACCAACGAGCCGCCCACCGGUCUCAGAUCCAAUAUCAUCCGUUCCUACUUGCAGGAUCCUAUAUGCGAUCCGGAAUUCUUUGAAGCGCCAAAGCAAAAGGACAACUUCAAGAAGCUCCUCUUUGCUUUGUGCUUUUUCCACGCGAUUGUGCAGGAGCGCAGAAAAUUCGGGCCAAUUGGUUGGAAUAACCGGUAUGAAUUCAACGAAACCGAUCUACGCAUCAGUGCGCUCCAGCUGAGAAUUUUCCUCGCCCAGUACGAGGACGUUCAAUUUCAAGCGCUGAAAUACCUCACAGGCGAAUGCAAUUACGGCGGCCGCGUGACCGACGAGUGGGACCGGCGCACCCUCGUCACCAUCCUGGCCAGAUACUAUCGCGAGGACGUCAUACUGAGCCCCAAGUGCUUCUUCGACGAGAGCGGCCUGUACUACGUGCCCCAGGUGAGCGGCCACGCCCAGUUCUUGGACUACGUCAAGUCGCUGCCGAUGAUGGCCGGCCCGUCGGUCUUCGGCAUGGCCGAGAACGCCGACAUCGUCAAGGACCAGCAGGACAGCGACCUCAUGCUCGCCUCCAUACUGCUUACCCAGGACGCCGAGGCGUCGGAAUCCGACGAGACCAAGUCCUCGGACGAGGUGGUCUACGCGAUAUCGGGCGACAUCCUGUCGAAGCUGCCGCAGGACUUCGACCUGGUCACGGCCCUGGAGAAGUAUCCCACCUCGUACGAGCAGAGCAUGAACACGGUACUGGUCCAGGAGAUGGGCAGAUUCAACAAGCUGCUGCAGACGAUCAGGCGCAGUUUGGUCAACGUGCAGAAAGCAAUCAAGGGUCUGGUCGUCAUGGACGCGGAGCUCGAGGAAGUGUACUCGUCGAUCAUCACGGGCCGAGUGCCGGCCCAAUGGCAUCGCGUCUCCUAUCCGUCGCUCAAGCCGCUCGGCAGCUACGUCCAGGACUUUCUGCGACGGCUCAACUUUUUGCAGACGUGGUUCAAGGACGGCCCGCCCACGGCCUUCUGGCUCUCGGGCUUCUUCUUCACCCAAGCCUUCCUCACGGGCGCCCGUCAGAAUUACGCGCGCAAGCACUCGAUACCCAUCGAUCUGCUCGUCUACGACUUCGUGCCGCUGAAGGAGUCGCGGCACAAGUCGCCGCCCGACGACGGCGUCUACGUCUACGGCCUGUAUCUGGACGGGGCGCGCUUCAACAUGGACACGAUGCAGCUGGACGAGUCGUUCCCGAAAGUCCUCUACGCCGACAUGCCCCACCUGUGGCUGGUGCCGAUAAAGAAGGACGACGUGCAGAUACGCGACUCGUACACCUGUCCGGUGUACAAGACGAGCGAGCGCCGUGGCACCCUGUCGACGACGGGCCACUCGACCAACUUCGUCAUCGCCAUGCAGCUGCCGACGGACAAGCCGCCCGAGCACUGGAUACAGCGCGGCGUCGCCAUGCUCUGUCAACUAUCACAGUAGUAGCAGUAGUAGUAGGAGAGAUUAUUAUCGAUGUACAAGUGUCAACGCGCAGCUAUAUGUACAUGCGCGGGUGUACGGAGAAACAGAAGAGACGCAAUCAUCGCCGUAAUAUCAUUUUUAAUUUAUCGUUUGUUUAUUUUUAUUUAUACGGUGGUGCAGUGUUAAUUUUUAAGCAUUUACGUUUUAACGAUUAGUUUUUUAAAGUGAAUCGAUGUAAUUUUAAGGUGAAAUUUUUUUACUCUCUUCUUUUUAUACGAGUCGAAACCAUUAAAGCGAACGAACGUUAAUUUUCUUCCCUCUCUCUGUCUGUACGGU